This is a messenger RNA of Patiria miniata (bat star), 1646 nucleotides long. RefSeq names its product UPF0565 protein C2orf69 homolog. The coding region runs from base 333 to 1226 and encodes 297 amino acids. Gene Ontology annotation, cellular component: mitochondrion. The record is from RefSeq and is a predicted model, not a curated record. The transcript is spliced from 4 exons. NCBI's taxonomy places the organism in Eukaryota, Metazoa, Echinodermata, Asteroidea, Valvatida, Asterinidae.
AAACUAGGCGUCCAUGUACCAGCAUGUAUACCUACUGUACGAAUGUACAAAACACAGCCAACGGCAACAGAUCGUAUCGACCCGAUUAAGUUAUGAAAUCUCAUAUUUUAUCCAAUGUUAUUGACCAGCCAAUCAGCAUCGGGCUUUCAUUAUGUAGGGCUUUCACGCGUGUGAGAACUAUGUAUGCACGUCUGACUCCGAAAAAAGAUAAAACUUCUGCGACAACCAAAGAUUUCCUGUGAAAGGGUGGAUAAAUUGCAAUGAAGCCUCACCAUGAAGUUCUACUGUUAUACUCCGGAAGCUGAACAUACACAAGGCUACUGGGAGGGAGAAUGGCUCAAAGAGAUUUCCUUCAAGGCCUGAUAUUCAUGACACUUGAAAAUAUAGCUGGUGUCGGCAAACGUCAAAAUGAUAUUUUAUUUUCCGCAGUCACGAAUGGCAACAGCUCCAAACAACAAACUGAACCUCGUAUCUCUGGUUCAUCUUUCAAGAGACAUGUGGUAUUCUUUCCUGGUGACGUGCAGAACUUGCACAAGGUGAUGAUGAACCACCCGACAAACCAGAGAUGGGCGUGUUGGAGCUAUGAAAACACAUCUGCUCUCUUACAUCGCCGUUUCCUGAAUUCUUAUGUAUGGUUGAUCAAACCUAGCCGCAUCCAUGAGAAUACUUUCAGUUGCUAUGACAACUUUCUCCCAAGCACUGUGUUUGGUGCACCAGCAAGCUUUGAGUAUUAUGACAGCUUAUUGCAUCUUCGUCACAUUCUUCUGUCUGCUAUUGGCAGAGUAAACUUACAUCUGGCGAAUAUCAUGGAGGUGGCCCCUAUUUCUAAAGAUAUCCCUCUUACCAUCGUUGCCUUUAGUAAAGGCUGUGUGAUUCUCAAUCAGUUCUUAUAUGAACUUGAGUCAGUAAAAACAAAUGCAGACGUAAAAGACUUCUUGGAACUGCUUAGUGAUUUGUAUUGGCUGGAUGCUGGGCACAACUUGAAUUCCAGAGUUUGGGUAACUGAUGAGAGGAUACUACAAGGGCUAACAGAUUCCGGCAUAAAAGUGCAAGUUCAUGUUACACCACGGCAGGUUAGGGAUCCAGGGAGACCACAUAUAGGAGAAGAGGUAAGAAAGUUUGUGGACGUGCUGAAGCAUCAAGGUGCAGAUGUUAAAGAAACGCUUCAUUUCGCUGAUGAACAACGCUCCAUGGAGCAGCACUUUCGCAUUCUGAGGGAAUUUUAACAAUUGUGGCCUUAUUCGUGUAACUUGCUUGAAAGUGGUACAUUGCAAUGACAGAGCAGCUUGACUGCCUCCAGUGCCCUCCACCGUUCUUUCUGUUCCAACAUUCAACUUUGACAUUUUCAAAGAUUAAAUCAUAUUUUCUUUAAAGUGUCUUUUACUAUACUUGACCAAGUCCGCCACAAUCCAUCACUGAACCUGCUUCAAAUAAUGCUUUAGACCACCACUAUCAAAGGUUGUUUUUGAUGGACUUGAUACUCAUGGCUUGCCUACCAGAAUCCCCAAAAUGGGGGAAUGAAUUUUGAUGGAUUUGGGAAGUUUGGGGUUAAUGUAGUUAAUGCCUUAUCACCCAUGCCCUGAAGAAGUUUGAACAAAUUACCUUUGCAGAUAAUUAUGCGUAUAGGUAGUAAUAAUAGUUUUUAA